ACAGCCAUCGACACAAACCUCUCAGACAGUUCUCUCUGAGACUUCAGAGCAUGGGGUUGGCCUCUGGUGCCACCAUGCGUCCCGGCCAUGAGGCAGGGCAGGGCUGUAGAUGACAUGGACACCCAGGAGAAGCUGGGACAGGGAAUUGCUCCCUGCAUAGUACCUAUAGCGGCGUCUGCGAUGGAUACAAGGAUCACCAUGUCUAACUUGCCUGCCUUUGGUGUUGUGUCUGGCAGCGAGGCAGAGGAUGGGGAAGCUGAGACCCGGGGGGCAGCUGCCCCUGUGUGCGAAGGCUCUGCGGGGAUACCACCACCUGUAGGAAAGCCCAGGGCAAUGGCAAGCCAGGCCAGUUUUGAGGAAGACAGCCAGAAGCAACCAGCUGUGGGACACUGGAAGCCACUAAUGCCAUCCAAAGGCAGCAAGGAGGAGCCAGAGACUGGGUGCCAGGAUGCCGGAGGUGUGGAUGAGACCCAGUCCACAGAGCAGCUCAACGUGUCACGUCUCCGCAGCUCUUCAGUGGAGAUCCGUGAAAAGGGGUCUGAAUUCCUGAAGGAAGAGUUGCACAAAGCACAAAAGGAGCUGAAGCUGAAGGACAAAGAAUGUGAGAGAUUGUCAAAAGUCAGAGAACAGCUGGAGCAGGAACUAGAGGAGUUAACAGCUAGCCUAUUUGAGGAAGCACACAAGAUGGUGAGAGAAGCAAACACUAAACAGGCGGCGUCAGAGAAACAGCUGAGGGAGGCACGGGGCAAGAUCGACAUGCUGCAGGCAGAGGUAACAGCUCUGAAGACACUAGUGAUUACAUCCACACCUUCCUCUCCAAACCGGGAGCUGCACCCUCAGCUCCAGAGCCCUUCUAAAGCUGUUUUCAGGAAGGGCCAUGGGCGAAAUAAAAGCACCAGCAGUGCAAUGGUCUCAGCUGCCAGCCAGAAUGUGACUCCAGAACCAGUCAGUCAUGAGUGCAAAGAGGUCGACUCCAUCUUAUUUGCUGAGUUCCAGGCCUGGAAGGAAUCUCCAACUUUGGAUAAAUCCUGCUCCUUCCUGGACAGAAUUUACCGAGAAGAUGUAGGACCUUGUCUGGACUUCACUAAGCAGGAGCUGUCGGAGCUGGUGCGAGUGGCUGUGGAGCAGAAUACACUCACCAUUGAGCCGGUUGCUUCCCAGACACUGCCUGUGGUGAAGGUGUCAGCGGAAGAGUGCGGUGGGCCAAAGAAAUGUGCUCUGAGUGGCCUCCCCAGGACCUGCAAGCACCGCAUCAUGCUGGGGGAUUCUGGGAAUUACUACUACAUUUCACCGUCCUGCAGGGCCAGGAUCACAGCGGUGUGCAACUUUUUCACAUACAUUCGCUAUAUCCAGCAGGGCUUGGUGAGACAGGAUGUGGAGCUGAUGUACUGGGAGGUCAUGCGGCUCCGGAGGGAGAUGUCUCUGGCCAAACUGGGGUUUUAUCCCAGCGAGAUGUAAGCAGAGGCCUGAGCGUGGAAGGAAACUGCUCACGUAUGAGCGGCUUGUCAAAUGUAGCCUGCCAAACAGAUGAACGCAGUGCCUCUCCUGCAGCGGGCCUUACUCCCUCCCCACCUUCCCUCUGCCUGAAGCUGAUCAAGGAGCAAGAAGCACAAGUUCCACCUUCAGCUAUCCCACUUCUCCAACUGUGACUGGAAUGCGGCUGCCAAGCUACCCCCUCAGAGCUGGGCUGGCCCCGGCUGCUGUGGGGUGGCCGUCUACAGACUGUCCUCUUUGGAGUCUCCUAUAUGCAGUGUAUAUCCAUUUUUUUUUUAAAUUCUGUUUUUAUAUGCAGUCUGCUUUGGCAUAAUCUGAGGCCAGCCCUGUGCAAGGCAGGAGUCCUGGACCUUCUUCGAAAGCAACUCUCUCAGGACAGAUGCUGGCUGUCUGUCCAUCUGUUCCACUCAUUCUUUGGGGUGGAGGGUGCUGUGUCCAGCCGUACACCUAGGUCCUGCUGACCACUUACUCCCCUGAUGGCCCUGUAAAUGCCAGCAGCACACAAUAACCUUACGGAGAGCCAUGAACAGCCUGUUUCCAAGUACUUCCUUGCUCCUUUUAAAGGAGCCUGCAAGAGAAGCUUUCUGCCAGCUGAGUCACAAAGAGGGAUUUGUGUUUGUGCUUGCGAUUUGGCACUAGGUAAUCCAGGCUGGGGGAAUAGCCGGACUAGAGGCCGGAGCUGUGCACCUGGGGCCUUCGGCAGAAGAAAGCAAGCAGGGAAACUGCGUAACUCGCAGCUGGCUGCAGCUUGGCUGCAAUCUGCAGGAUGUUUUCUCCUGGUCUAGAGAAUCUGCCUCAGUUGUCACAAGCAGAUGCUGACCUUGAUGGGUGGUGCCUUGUGACAGUCCUCAGUGCAGAAGUCUGCCGUGGUGCUCUUAGAUACAAACCUUACCCCCAGACAGAUGCCUUUGAGCUGUUCCUGCUCUCAGGGUAGCUUUGGGCAGUAUUGGCCCCACUGUUUAGAUAGAAACCGUGGUCCCAGGCUGGGUUGUUUGUCUCCAGAAAGAGCAUGCUUAGGCUGGGUACAGGCUUGAGGCCCUGCCAUUUCCUCCCCAGUAUUGCAUCAGACCUAGAGAUGGAUGGCCACUGGGAAACCCAGCUGCUUCUGGGCCCUCAUUCCCCGGUGAGGAGACUUGAGACAUCUUUAUGUGCACAUGAGGGAUGUCGUGCCGUUCCUGUAUGCCUCAAAUGUGCUGGGAAAGAAAUCACUAAAGCUAUUGUAAAGGGGAGGCUCUCUAGAGCUUGAGCUCAUGCCCAGGUUUGCCUCUACAGAACUGUGUGAAAUCCAUGACAGUGUUUUGUAGCCAAUUUAGCUUUUAAAAGCAUUUUAGAAAGCCUGUAGCUUUUUUUUUCAGUGACUGGAAUCAGCUCAGCCACCACCCACCCUGGGGGGUUCCUCUCACAUGGCAUUUCUGCACUCGACUGACACACCACCCCUGUCCCUCUGCCACCAUCAUAACUCCCAUCUUAGCAAGUUGGUGCCCAGAACGGGAUCACCAUCCUCAGCUCUGUUAAGUUUCAGCCACUCCUGAGAGAUGCUACAGUGGAAUACUCUAUCUUCAGUGGAAAAAAAACCUGAGCUGCUGUGGUUUUGUCCAGGGGAGGGAGGAAUAGACAGGGAAGGCAAAAGUUUUGGUUUGGAACCUAAUAAAAGGACCACUUCACAGCAGGUCUGAGAAAACCUUCCAGUAGAAGACCCUCUAUGAGCACAAGCUUUCCUGUCACAGAGCACACUCACAGUAUGCUGCGGAGUUGCUCCUCAGGGGACUCCUUCCCUUUUAGCUAUACUGGCAUAUGGUGUCGUUUGCCAAGGUUUAGUAGCAGUGUGAAACCUGAGUUGUCAUCCCCAGAGCUGGGAGGACACAUUCCUGACAGUACAUACGAGCUUUGAAUCCACCUCCUUCAGCUCAGAAAGGGCUGACCUCCAAGUCUGAGUUGUUGACACCCCAGUUCUGCUUUUGCCUCCCACAGCUGAGUGCCCCAGCUCGUGCUGCUCGCCCUAGCUAGCUGAGUGCCUACAUCGGCUACUCUUCACCAAAGGAAUAUGUUUCAAAUGUGGAGUAAAAGCCUGGAAAAAUACAUCUUUGGGUAAGAGUCUGGCUGGGUCUUGAGCCUAGUGAUAAACCCGCAUCUCUCUUGGUGGUGUCUGCAGACUUGUGGCAAUCUGACAUCAGCUUUUCUAGAGGAGAAAAUAGAAAUGUCUUCCCAGCUGCAGUUAAAUUCUCUCCCUGGCAGUUUCUCCUUGCAUCUGUUCCUCCUGACCCUUUGAUCUCUACCUGUCAUCCUGUGCCGUUAGCUGCUACGUUGCACAACAGUUGUGGCUGCUUUGCAGCACUGGGAAUGAGAUGAUCUCUCUGUAGGAGACAUUUUGGUUUGUGGGAUUCUUUUUUUUUCCCCCCUCAGUGUCACUUUGUAAAGCACUUUGAGACGAAAGGAAUUAGAGAAAUGCAUUGUAUAAGGUUGUCUUACAUUUAAAACAAAGCAGAGAGAACAAUCUGGAAAUUAAUAUGAAGUCACUCCGUUAACAGCGGGAUGGUUGCACCCUGCUCUUUAAUAAAGAAUAAACAUUUGUUAUUAACCUC
Messenger RNA from Phalacrocorax carbo (great cormorant), 4076 nucleotides. Lineage: Eukaryota; Metazoa; Chordata; Aves; Suliformes; Phalacrocoracidae. The record is from RefSeq and is a predicted model, not a curated record.